UCCAACGUGCAAUUGGGUCACAACACGGGGAAAUUUUGAAAAUGAGAAACGAAUCCGGAUCCAACAGUGUUAUAGUGUCCGUUCAGCCGAGAAAAAAAAAAUCUGUAUCUCUCUCACCAGUCGUGGAAAGCCAAGUAAUCGACGCAGAAGGAAAGAAGAUGCGAGAUCUAUUCGGAUCGGCUCGGUGUUCUUUCUCCCCCCCCUCGAAUCCCGCAGGAAACGAUGGCCGCGGCCCUGGCAGCCGCAUUGUGGAAGGGAUCAAAUAGCGUUUGAAGAAAAUGAAGAUGGGGUUGGGCCUAAGGUUAGGUUUAUCACCCAAAGUCUCUGCAUCCCCCAAUGCUCUUUCUCCGGAGGAGACAAAUGAUGAUUCCUCUCCGAUUCGGUGGAGAAAGCCAAGUAAUCGACGCAGAAUAAGAAAAGAAGAUGUGAGAUCUAUUUGGAUUGGUUCGGCAUUCUUUCUCUCUCCGCUCGAAUCCCACAGGAAACGAUGGCGGCGGCCCUGGCAGCCGCAUUUUGGAAAGGAUGAGAUCGCGUUUGAGAAAAUCGAAGAUGGGGUUGGGCCUAGGGUUAUGUUUAUCACCCAAAGUAUCUGCAUCCCCCAAUGCUCUUUCUCCGAUGGAGACCAACGAUGAUGCCUCUCCGAUCCGGUGGAGAAAGGGCGAGCUAAUUCGCUGCGGCGCCUUUGGCCAUGUCUACAUGGGGAUGAAUCUAGAUUCUGGGUAGCUUCUCGCUGUAAAGCAGGUUUUGCUCGGGACUAGCAAUGCCUCCAAGGAGAAGGUCCAUGCUCAUAUAUGGGAAUUUGAAGAAGAGGUGAAGCUUCUCAAGAACCUAUCACAUCUGAAUAUUGUCGUUAUAAAAAUGUAUAUCAAGCAGCUAUGGCAUGGACUGGAAUAUCAUCAUAAGAAUGGAAUUAUUCACAGAGAUAUAAAUGGUGCAAAUUUUCUUGUUGAUAAUAAAGGAUGCAUCAAACUUGCAGAUUUUGGCGCAUCUAAACAAGUGACCAAGCUGGCAACAAUGACAGCAGUGAAGUCAAUGAAUGACACAUCUUAAUGAUGGCUCCAGAAGUAAUUCUUCAACAUGGCAUACCUUGAGGAUCUAGUAAAGGAUAGAUGAUGGAUAGACCUCCCCUCACGUACCGUCGUAGGGAGACGACGGACGACAGGCAAUGUAUGAAGGUAUUCUUGUAGACAUACCAUUUGCGACAUUCUUCCUCAACAAAUUGAAACAAAAGGUUGAAGAUCUCUUUAGUCGGACAAUUUUACCAUUUCAUCUCUUUUUCAUAGGUUGUUUGUCUUGAAAUAUGUUGGAAAUGAAGGUAUUCCUUCUUGUCUGCAUGCAAAAUUUUUAAGUAUUUUUUUAAUUUUCUUAACUACUCAUUUUUAAGAGUUGAAUGAACAUUUAAGCAAAUUAUCGCA
Messenger RNA from Dendrobium catenatum, 1415 nucleotides. RefSeq names its product mitogen-activated protein kinase kinase kinase NPK1-like. The transcript has 8 exons. Gene Ontology annotation, molecular function: ATP binding; protein kinase activity. The record is from RefSeq and is a predicted model, not a curated record. Gene Ontology annotation, biological process: protein phosphorylation. NCBI's taxonomy places the organism in Eukaryota, Viridiplantae, Streptophyta, Magnoliopsida, Asparagales, Orchidaceae.